AUGAGAGGUUCUUCCUGUCUCUGGGUGCUGCUUCUACUGGUGCCAGGCACUGCUGGGACACGGAUAUCUGCAGACUGCGGCCAGCCCCGCAUGUCCAACCGGAUCGUGGGUGGCCGAGACGCCCAGGAUGGAGAGUGGCCGUGGCAGGCAAGCAUCCAGCACCGUGGGGUGCACGUGUGUGGGGGAUCUCUCAUAGCCCCCCAGUGGGUGCUGACAGCAGGGCACUGCUUCCCCAGGCAGGUGCUGGUGGCUCAAUACCGCGUGCGCUUAGGGGUACUGCGUCUGGACCCCACAUCACUUCACGGACUCUUGGUGCCUGUGUGGCGGGUGCUGCUGUCCCCGGACUAUUCAGAGGAUGCAGCCAGAGGCGACCUGGCCUUGCUGCAGCUGCGCCAUCCAGUGACCUUGAGCGCCCGAGUGCAGCCUGUCUGUCUGCCCAGGUCCAGGUCCCGCCCCCACGCUGGCUCAUCGUGUUGGGUCACUGGCUGGGGCAGCCUCCGCCCAGGAGUGCCACUCCCAGAGUGGCGACCUCUUCAAGGAGUGAGGGUACCACUGCUGGAUUCACGCACCUGUGACCGCCUCUACCACAUGGACACUGAUGUGCCCAAGACAGAACGUAUAGUACUGCCAGAGAACCUGUGCGCUGGCUACCUUGAAGGCCACAAGGACGCUUGCCAGGGUGACUCUGGGGGGCCUCUGACCUGCAUGCAGUCUGGGCGUUGGGUCCUGGUGGGUGUGGUGAGCUGGGGCAAGGGCUGUGCCCUGCCCAACCGUCCAGGUGUCUAUACCAACGUGGCCAAGUACAGCCCCUGGAUUCGGGCUCACCUCAGCCUCUGAUGCUGGUUUCUUUAGUGAUGUUGACCUGGAGCCAUGAACUGGGUCCCUCAGCCUCCUGGUAUAUCUGGGGUCCUGCUCACAUCCUAGUUCUUCAGACUUGAAACUCUCCCUACCCAUCUCAUCGCCUCCCUACCCUCUCCUUCAUGGGGCUCACAAAACCUGAAGAUAUCCCAUGUGCCCCAGGGGCUCCUCCCCUUCUCAUGUAUAUUUGCCCUCCUCAGCUCUGGCUCGAGAUGAGGAUGGGGUAUCCAGAGGUGGGCAAACUAGCUGGUACCCUGUCUGGCUUGUGUGCCCAAUAUUUUCUGGAGGAAGUUAAACAGAUUCAAGCUAUGAGAGGCAUUGAAUACCAGGAAGCUUCUCUAUGGCUGGCUUUGAAGGUGGAGGGGCCAGAAACUGUGAGCAGGAUCCUGUAGCUGAUAGCUAGGAAGGGACAGAAACCUCAGCCCUAUAACCAACGGGAGCCAAGUUCUGCCAACACCCUGAAGGAGAUGAAAAGCGAAUUCUUCCCUCACCUCCAGAAAAGACCUUUGCUUGGCCAAUUUCUUGACUUCAGCCUGACAAAAACCUGGGCAGGCAAACCCAGCAAUGCCAUCCAGUCUGCUGACCUAUAGACCUGUAACUUAAUAAAUUUAUAUUG
This is a messenger RNA of Cavia porcellus (domestic guinea pig), 1474 nucleotides long. RefSeq names its product serine protease 33 (gene Prss33). Gene Ontology annotation, molecular function: serine-type endopeptidase activity. The record is from RefSeq and is a predicted model, not a curated record. The coding region runs from base 1 to 837 and encodes 278 amino acids. The transcript is spliced from 6 exons. NCBI's taxonomy places the organism in Eukaryota, Metazoa, Chordata, Mammalia, Rodentia, Caviidae. Gene Ontology annotation, biological process: proteolysis.